Messenger RNA from Armigeres subalbatus, 4266 nucleotides. RefSeq names its product monocarboxylate transporter 14. The transcript is spliced from 10 exons. Gene Ontology annotation, molecular function: monocarboxylic acid transmembrane transporter activity. The record is from RefSeq and is a predicted model, not a curated record. Gene Ontology annotation, cellular component: membrane. Bases 527 to 3022 code for a protein of 831 amino acids. NCBI's taxonomy places the organism in Eukaryota, Metazoa, Arthropoda, Insecta, Diptera, Culicidae. Gene Ontology annotation, biological process: monocarboxylic acid transport; transmembrane transport.
AGUUUUUGCGGUUUUUAGAAAAGAAAACAAAAUAAAAGUUAAAAUUAUUGAUACGCUUGCUCAAAACAUUCUCAAAUUAAAAAGUUAUUUCAGGUUACAUGUUUUUGCAAUCGAUUGAAAUCGCCGAGGCAUACGCUGUAGAAAAUUUUAAACAAAAUUCGCAGGAAAAAGAGCUUUCGAAGCACCCUAGCCGUAGAAUCGUGAGUGCCCGCUGAGUGUGAUAUCCUGGCUUCGAUUUCCCCCGGUUGGGUUUUCGCUGCCCUGUCAAUCAGUUGGCAGGAUUUUCCAGUUCGUGUGGUUUGCUUCAUUUCAAGAGUGGAAAAAAGUUUAUUCAAGGUGGAUCGUCGGUCUACUGUUCGCUGCAAUAAUGGAUCGCUAGGUGUCGGACAAUGAAGAAAAUGAGCAUAUUCCGCUAGUCAGCAGUCGUGGUUCUGAAGUGUCUGAAGGAAAAGUGAUUUGUGCGCUUCAGUACAAGAAGAAAAGCGAAAGGAGUGAGUACCCGAGGAGUAUCUGUGCGGAGGGGAAAAUGGGACAAGCUGCGAGCCAAGCCGACGAUGCCGAGAACGACCAGGAGGACGACGAAAUCAUUCCCAUGCGUGGAGAUCGCUUUCUGACUGAUAGUGAUAUAGCAUGCGAGGAAGCAUCCAGGUUAACGGCAGAUCUACAGGACGAGGCGACACCUGAGGAUGACGAUGGAAUGUGUGAAUACCAUGAUAUGCCGCCACCACCGGAUGGCGGCUACGGAUGGGUGAUUGUGUUUGCGUCGUUUAUGUGUAACAUGAUAGUGGACGGUAUUGCAUAUACCUUCGGAGUGUUCCUGAAUGAUUUCGUGGAGUACUUUGGCGAAGGCAAGGGUACGGUUGCGUGGGUGGGUAGUUUACUUAGUGGAAUGUACUUAAGCGCUGGUCCAGUGGUGUCGGCGCUGGCGAACAAAUAUGGCUGCCGGGCAGUCUGUAUAGCUGGUAGUGUAAUCUCCUGUGUGGCAUUUGCUCUCAGUACCUUAAGUCCGAAUGUGACCGUGAUGAUGCUGACCUACGGCGUGAUGGGCGGCAUCGGAUUUGGCUUUAUCUAUCUGCCUGCCGUCGUUGCCGUCGGGUAUUACUUCGAAACAAAGCGUUCCUUGGCGACGGGUAUCGCUGUGUGUGGUUCCGGGGUCGGAACCUUCGUUUUCGCUCCAUUGGCCAACAUGCUGCUGGCGAAUUUCGACUGGAAAAGUUCCACGCUCAUAUUAGCUGGUCUAAUAUUGAACUGCGCAAUUUUCGGUGCUAUGAUGAGACCCCUCACAUAUCCUAAGGACGACAAGGUCAAGCCAUUAAUGCAGCGUAUGUACGAGGAAAAGCGUAUGCAAAUGGAGCGAGGCUCAAUCGGUGGUUCCUAUUUCAUGGUGCAGUUACCCGAUGGUACGAUGGAAAAAAGACUGAAAGCUCCCCUGAAUGCUGAUCCUGGCGUCCACUCAAGCUUGGCUUUGGAUCAGCUAGCAGGACAACAGGGAAUGACGGCAGUAGCCACUCUGCCGACUAUCACCGAAGCCAAGGUUCAGGAGCAAAAUGGCAACUCAAGCAAUUCUUCGUCCGAGUCCGGUCAGAUCGAAAUGAAAAAGCCUUUGCAGAGGAAACGAACGGGAAAUUCGGAGUCCGAUGCCAAUGAAUUCAACAACAUGCCGCGCAAUGCUUCGCAACCUGCUUUCACCAGUAACCAGUCGGGUAUUCCAAAGAACGGAUCGGUGCCAACGUUUGACCGUGUCCGUAAACACUCGACAGGUGAAAGAUUCAAGCCAUCCUUAGCUGCCAUUAAAGCAAGUUCUAGAGGUGAUGUUGGUAGUAACGGAGAUGUACGUAAAUCUAUGCAUUUAAAACUGUCACGCGGCUCCUUCAUCGGCAGCAAAAAUAAUAACGCUGAAGAUUUUGAUGAAAGUGCCAUGUACGCCUCGAAAGCCUCCCUGAAGGAUCGCCCCCAAAUGGUACGCCCAAUGUCCCGUAAGGACAUCUUCUACUCCGGUUCCGUUACCAAUCUGAAGGAAUUCCAAUCGCAAAAGUCGCUCACCAACUAUCGCAACUCCGUCGUGUCGUUGACCAAAUUCGAACGUGACCACAGAAGUGACGUGGCUCGUGAUGACCUAGAAAAGGGAUCGGAACAAUAUGACUUGUGCCCGUGUCUGGUGCUUCCAGAAUCUUUUAAGAACGCGAUUGGGGCGAUGAUGGACGUGAGUUUGCUACGAGAUCCCGUGUUCAUGAUGAUUGCUAUUUCGAAUAUUUUCGGCAUGGCUGGACUGUACGUUCCCUUCGUAUACUUGGUAGACGCUGCGGUUAUGGAUGGGAUUGAAGAAGGCAAAGCCACUUUCCUGAUUUCGAUCAUUGGUAUAACCAACACCUUUGCUAGGAUAUUGUGUGGCUACGUUGCGGAUUUUCCUAAAGUGGACGCCUUGUUCAUGAACAAUAUUUGCCUUGUGAUCUCCACGUUCGCCGUAUCGUUAACACCUUUUUGCCAUAGCUAUUACGCAUAUGUGGCAAUGGCAAUCGCAUUUGGAAUCGCAGUUGCUGGCUACAUCUCGCUGACGUCAAUUAUUUUGGUGGAUCUAUUGGGUCUGGAUAAGCUGACGAAUGCAUUUGGUUUGUUGAUCUUGUUCAGGGGAGCUGCCGCAAUCGUUGGGUCACCACUGGCUGGCGCCAUAUAUGAUGCGACACAAACGUACUCAAUUCCGUUUUUCGUUGCCGGUGGUCUGUUUGGUCUGUCUGCGAUAUUUAGUUUUUCUGCACCGGCUUUCAAAAGAUUCCGCAAACAGGAGGAAGCACCAGUGCACGUCGAGGUGCUGACCCCAAUCGACGAGGAACCUUCGGAGGACCUGGCAGACGACGACCAGCCCAUCACAAUUGUACCAAAGAUUGUCCAAACUGCACCGAGUCCAUCCACGGAACAACCACCAAUCACUUCCAGUAUCACCUCAACAAUCAACAACGAUGAACGGCAGAAACCAGCCAACGGCAACAGCAAAGAAAUUAGUCAGAUGGAGUCCGUACUGUAACCGGCUGCGUACUUUGAGUACCGUACACUAAACACGUGAUCAUCUCACACAAAAGAAAACAAGAGUUUUUGCGCGCUUGUGCUUACAAUUGUAUAUUUAUGAUAUAGGACGAACAUGUUUUGAUUAUGUUAUAUUUAAUUGAAACAAGAGACAAAAUUAACAAAACAGUGUCAUAUAAUGGAUAAAGUUGUCUGUGAAGAUACCAAUCAGAGUAUAUAAUUAAUUAGGAUCAACCAAAACAAAUUGCUAGUAAAACUAAGAGCGACGUGUGAUUCUACUGUGUGUAAUUUUUGUAUGCGUUAUAUAUUUUUACGAUUGUUCAGUUUUGACACAGCUACAAAAUAUUGACCGAAUUAUUAAGGACGUAGUAGAUAUGCAACGCUAGGUAACGUAAAUUAUCCAAAUCUGAAGCCAAUGUUUACAUUAAAACAAGAUAGCAAAAACUGAUAAUAUGUGAAACAAGAGUAUUAAUUGGUUCUAGGUGUACAUAGGAAGAGUGUGUGUAUAAAUGGAAUGAGGAUGCGUUUUAAAAUUACUCAACGAUAGGGUAUACAAGAGAGGUAAAUCUGUAGGAGUUGUUUUAUCCUUUUUCAAGAGAGUCGACAAGAACAAUGAGUCAUUAGGAAAGCAAAGUGAAUGAGCAGCAAGAAUAAUGCUUCAUAAGUAAGCAUUCUUUUUUCAAUUGUUGUAUUUUUUUUCGAUAUUAGAUUAACAAGUUAUUGGAGAACUCUACCAAUUCACUUCACUAGUAGCCGCUCUAACUAAUUCUGAAAAAGCUAGUAUUGCUACCAGUAUAAUGCGCCAAUGAGAAGUAACGUCAGUUUGUUCGUCGUGCAUCAUUCACAUUGAGGACCCAUAACAUUUGGAAACAUUUGAUGAACGGCAUACGUUUCACCUAUUUCACUAGAAAAAAAAAUCUGGCUCCAUUAUUUAUUGGUACUCCUCUAAGUUGUACUCAUCGAAACAUAUCAUAAAACCUACGUUUUAAGUCAUCAAAUCGAACUUUGCGUAUUCCAAAGACGAGUAACACUGCUCAACGUUUUAGGUUGAAUACAGAUUAUGCAUGCCAAUCACAUUCAUUCGUCAUUAUUGCCAUAUAAUAGCUAUGCCGUGAUAACAUUUCAACUGAAACGUGAGUGUACGACGAAUAAUUUGAUUGAUUUGUAGGAAAAAAUGCUAAAAAAUAUCACGAAUUCAAACGUUUGUUGAAAUUGCGAAGGACUAAACGACACACAUAAUUGCAA